Messenger RNA from Odobenus rosmarus divergens (Pacific walrus), 1448 nucleotides. It is a transcript of the gene SLC46A3, whose product is annotated as solute carrier family 46, member 3. The transcript has 5 exons. Gene Ontology annotation, biological process: vacuolar transmembrane transport. Gene Ontology annotation, cellular component: lysosomal membrane. Lineage: Eukaryota; Metazoa; Chordata; Mammalia; Carnivora; Odobenidae. Gene Ontology annotation, molecular function: transmembrane transporter activity. The record is from RefSeq and is a predicted model, not a curated record. Bases 43 to 1428 code for a protein of 461 amino acids.
CCCCGUUCUUUCUCAUAGAAUUCAGCUACCUACCCAGGCAAUAUGAAGAUUUUCUUUGUAGAACCUGCCAUUUGCCUUAGUGCGUUUGCCAUGACUUUGACUACCCCACUAACAACCCAAUAUGUGUAUAGAAGAAUAUGGGAAGACACGGGCAACUACAGUUUUGUAUCUGAUAGCAAUACUUCUGAGUGUGGAAAAAACAAAAGCAGCCCCAUUUUUGCAUUCCAGGAGGAAGUUCAGAAGAAAGUGUCUCUUUUCAAUCUGCAGAUGGACAUAAGUGGGUUAAUUCCCGGUCUGGUGUCUACAUUCAUACUUCUAUCUCAUAGUGAUCAUCAAGGACGAAAAUUCCCUUUGAUUUUGUCUUCUGUUGGUGCUCUUGCAAUCAGUGUUUGGCUCUGUUUGCUUUCCUAUUUUGCUUUUCCAUUCCAGCUUUUGAUUGCAUCUACCUUCAUCGGUGCACUUUGUGGCAAUUACACAACAUUUUUAGGAGCCUGUUUUGCCUACAUAGUUGAUCAAUGUACAGAACAGAAACAAAGAACAAUUCGAAUAGCUAUAAUCGACUUCAUACUUGGACUUGUCACUGUAUCAACAGGACUGUCUUCUGGCUAUUUUAUCAGAGAAUUAGGUUUUGUGUGGUCCUUUUUAAUUAUUGCUAUGGCUCAUACUGUUAAUUUGAUUUAUAUUUCAUUUUUUCUUGGUGAUUCAGUGAAAGAAUCUUCAUCUCAGAAUGUUUCCAUGUCAUGUAGUGAAGGCUUUAAAAACCUAUUUUACCGAACUUCCAUGCUUUUUAAAAAUGCUUCUGGUAAGCGACGGUAUUAUCUCUGUUUGUUACUUUUUACAAUGAUCACUUACUUUUUUGUGAUAAUUGGCGUUUCCCCCAUCUUUAUCCUUUAUGAAUUGGAUUCACCACUCUGCUGGAAUGAAGUUUUUAUAGGUUAUGGAUCAGCUCUGGGUAGCAUCACUUUUUUUAGUAGUUUCCUGGGAAUAUGGCUUUUUUCUUACUGUAUGGAAGACAUUCAUAUGGCCUUCAUUGGAAUCUCUACCACCAUGGCAGGAAUGGUUAUGACUGCUUUUGCCAAAACAACAUUGAUGAUGUUUUUAGUCAGGCUGCCGUUCCUUUUCACUAUUGUGCCACUCUCUGUUCUACGCUCCAUGGUAUCCAAAGUGGUUCGUUCUACUGAACAAGGCACCUUGUUUGCUUGCAUUGCUUUCUUGGAAACACUUGGCGGAGUUGCUGCAGUUUCUACUUUUAAUGGAAUUUAUUCAGUGACCGUUGCUUGGUACCCAGGCUUCACCUUUCUGCUGUCUGCUGUUCUAUUACUAAUUCCAGCUGUCAGUCUAUGUGUGGUCAAGUGCACCAGCUGGAAUGAAGGAAGCUAUGUACUUCUUACACAAGAGGAAUCCAGUGAAGACACUUCAAACAGAUGAUUACUUGUGAUUAAAAAAAA